AUAUAUGUUAAGUACACAGGCGAAGGAGAGACCAGAUAGGAAAACAAAUGGUAGAAGUCAUGAAACAAGAGCAUUUUGUUUUAGUGCAUGGGGCAUGCCAUGGGGCUUGGUCUUGGUACAAGCUGAAACCACGACUCGAGGCCGCCGGCCACCGUGUCACAACGCUCGAUCUCGCGGCCUCGGGCAUAGACAGGAAGGCAAUAGAAGAUGUUCACUCAAUUGAUGAAUACAGUGAGCCUUUGUUGGAGAUUAUGGCAUCACUUCCCCAUGAUGAAAAGGUUAUACUCGUUGGACACAGCCUAGGAGGUUUGAGUUUGGCUCUAGCCAUGGACAAAUUCCCAGAGAAGAUCUCAGUUGCUGUGUUUUUGACAGCCUUCAUGCCAGACACAACACACCCAGCUUCUUAUAUUUUGGAUCAGUACAAUGAGAGGACUCCAGCAAAAGCAUGGCUGGACACUCAAUUUGCUCCCUAUGGAGACUCUGAUCCCCCUCUCAUGACAAUGUUUUUUGGGCCAAAGUUCUUUGCAUCUAAGCUCUAUCAGCUCUCCCCUGUCGAGGAUCUUGAGUUGUCAAAGGUUUUGGCAAGGCCAGGGUCCCUAUUUUUAGCAGAUUUGGCGAAGGCAAAGAAGUUCACCAAUGAAGGUUAUGGGGCGGUGACAAGGGUCUUUGUCCUGUGUGGUGAAGAUAAAGCUAUACCAGUUGAGUUCCAGCGCUGGAUGAUCCAAAACAGUCCAGUCCAAGAAGUACUGGAGAUUAUGGAUGCAGAUCACAUGCCUAUGAAUUCCAAGACACAAGAACUGUGUGAUUGUCUCGUGGAAAUAGCACAGAAACACUCGUAGUUUGAUUAGUGUAAUUACUUUUUUGUGAUGGACCUAUCAUAUGGCCUACAUGCAUCUCUACUUUGACUAAUAAGACA
This is a messenger RNA of Tripterygium wilfordii, 916 nucleotides long. Its product is annotated as salicylic acid-binding protein 2-like. The transcript has 3 exons. NCBI's taxonomy places the organism in Eukaryota, Viridiplantae, Streptophyta, Magnoliopsida, Celastrales, Celastraceae. Bases 48 to 839 code for a protein of 263 amino acids. Gene Ontology annotation, biological process: jasmonic acid metabolic process; salicylic acid metabolic process. Gene Ontology annotation, molecular function: methyl jasmonate esterase activity; methyl salicylate esterase activity; methyl indole-3-acetate esterase activity. The record is from RefSeq and is a predicted model, not a curated record.